CAAGACAAACCUCAACUUAUUGAUUUGUUUUCAUUAUUUUCUAUAAAUAAUGGGGGUACAGUUGUACCCCUUGUACCCCCUCUAGAUCCGCCCAUGGGUCCCAGGACCAUUGCUGACAAAGACAUAGAAGCCUAGAACCAACCCAAAACGUACAGUUGUGAUCACCUUAAUUAACAAAAAAAAAACAGUUAAGGGGUGUUUCAAGAUUUCAUAUAUUAUCUUAACAAUAACCAGAAAAUGAUAUUUAAUAUUGCUAUGAUUGAGUUUUUAAGACAACACCGGACAAUUAAGAUUUAGAUGAGUAGCAUGCACAUCACACGGUUGGAAUGCAAGAAAAGGUCAAUAAAACAUAAAAUAAGAAGCCUACAAAACUAAUCAAUACAACUUAGAAAUUUUGCAAUGCAUGGGGCUUGCACCUAGAACGUUAAUGGUCAGCACGUUUAAGGGGAUUUACCCCACAAGUAGAAAAAAAACCCAAUAAAAUACAAAAAAAAAAUCCUAGCUUAAACGUUGGUGUCACAAAGUCUCAAGAGAGAAUCUAAACACAGUGAUGAUUGGUAAGCACGUCUUCCAUCUCUAGCUGUUUUGCCUAACCACAUUCUGUCCUUUUCACUGCCAUUUGACUUAGUCCCUCACGAAAAAUAUACCAUAUACUCAUAUAUUAGUACAUGAUUAUUUUAUAGAUUUUGUCCCCUAUGUUACAUUAUUGUCACGUAUAACUAUAUAUAGUGAAGUUCCUUGAACAUUCUUUCUGCUAAUACUCAAAUCUGAAAGCACCCGACUUUUCUGAUUUAGUCUUCUCUUUCCCUUGCAUAUAAUCACUGAAAGAAGAGAAGAUGGUAAGAGUACAUACCAAAAACUCGGCUUCUUGCUUCAGGAUAAGUAAAGCUCGAAUUCGAGUGCGUUCACCACCGCUGCAGUCCAAUCCAGCCUAUAAUUCUAUCAAAGCUGGCCACAAGAAUCAUCAGUACUUUGAGAAUGACUGUGGCUCGAGCUUCAACAGCGACACAAAUGGAAGCAGUGAAGAGAACUCUGAAAAUGGCGAACCCAAAGAGGGAAACAGGAUCAUGGUGGUUGUAGAUGCAAGCCAAGAGGCCAAUGGUGCUCUUCACUGGGCAUUAUCCCACACUGUUCAAAAAGAGGACACUGUUAUUCUUCUCCAUAUAACAAAGCCAUCAAAAAACGGUGCAGGUUCACAUUCUGAGGGUGACAUUGAUCCGAAAGCUUAUGGACUUCCUUACUCUUUGAAAAGCGUUUGUCAAUCCAAAAGACCUGGGGUACAGGUGGAAGUAUUAGCACUUGAAGGGAAAGCAAAGGGUCCAAUAAUAGUAGACCAAGCAAAGGAACAGAAGGCGUCUUUACUGGUGUUGGGCCACAGAAGGCGAUCAAAGGCAUGGAGAUUUUGGAUGAGAUGGGCGGGAAGAAAUAGGAGUAGCCACAGCGUUGUGGAUUACUGCAUCCAAAAUGCCGAUUGCAUGACAAUUGCUGUAAGGAGGAAGAACAAAAAACUAGGCGGCUAUUUGAUUACCACCAAGCGUCAUAAGAAUUUCUGGCUCUUAGCCUAACUUUUAUUUUAAUCACGAAUAGUAGGCUCAAUGAAGGUCUGGCCUCAAUUAGAAGGGGCUGGGUGUUUGUAAAUCAUCAUUCUAUUGUACAUCUGAAAACUUCUUACGUAAUACCCCUCUAUUCAAAAUUCAAUGUCUCACUUUCGAGGCUCUAAACA
Molecule: messenger RNA, 1723 nt
Organism: Beta vulgaris subsp. vulgaris (sugar beet)
Lineage: Eukaryota; Viridiplantae; Streptophyta; Magnoliopsida; Caryophyllales; Amaranthaceae
Exons: 3
Coding region: 837-1565 (242 amino acids)
Source: RefSeq, a predicted model, not a curated record